AUGAUGAAUCCGGAUUACGAGUUACUGGCCAACAUAACCGCACAAAAAAUUGUUAAUUCGGAGGAGGUUCAGUGCUUCGCGGAUCUCCUUGUGUCGAAGAAACGCCGACCCACUCUGAUAGCUCAGGAGCUUGCGGCCAGCGUGGUCAACAACAUCUCGGCGUUGGUCUUCGGGCGGCGAUACGAGGCUGGCGACCCCAAAGGCCACUUUGUCGUGGGGCUGCUCAGGAAGUUUCUGCGCCACGCGAACUUUUUCGUUUAUGGACUUCCUGCCGGUAAUCGCGCCCUGUCCACCUUGAUACCAAGCUCGAGGUUCCAUAUCAUGAAUCACGUGUUUACGGAAUUGGCACAGCUCGUGCGAAGCGAAGUAAAGAACCGCGAAGGAAGAAUGGAAGAACAUUUUGAUAGGGAUUUCGUUGACGGAUACAUGAGGAAGAUUCAAGAAAACCAAGGCAUCAACUCCAACUACAAUCUUCGAUACCUGGAAGGGCACAUGAUCAAUUUCUAUGGGGCCGCAACCAAUCCUGUGCGAAGUGCCAUCAUGUGGAACCUACUCAUCGCUGCCAGUGACCCAGACGGCCAACAGGCGCGCGUGCAGCGUGAGAUUGACGCCGUAGUGGGCAGCCAGAGGGCGCCAGUGUGGGAGGACAGGCGGCAAAUGCCGUUCACCAUAGCCGCCAUUUUGGAGGCGCUCCGCUGGAGGACACUGACGCCACUCGGCAUACAGAGGGCUGCAGGGAAGGACACAUAUAUUGGCGGGUACGAUAUUCCUGCUGGCACCACAGUGGUAGCCAACUUUUGGUGUCUUCACAACGACCCGAGGCAAUGGCCCGGACCCUCUAAGUAUGAUCCGACUCGUUUUCUCAACACUGAUGGCACGGAGGUCAUCGACAAGCACCCGGCAUUUCUGCCUUUCAGUCUCGAUGACACUUCGAGAGUUUGGGAGAAGACCAACUGUGGCCGUUUUGGCAACGCAGGCCAGGCUUCGGUGUGCGUAUUCUUCCCAGUGCACUUGCCAUUUGAAGAUGAUGUGCACGGCCUGGGUGGCAGUGGAGGAGCUGACUGUGAUUAA
Molecule: messenger RNA, 1071 nt
Organism: Dermacentor silvarum
Lineage: Eukaryota; Metazoa; Arthropoda; Arachnida; Ixodida; Ixodidae
Product: vitamin D 25-hydroxylase-like
Exons: 7
Coding region: 1-1071 (356 amino acids)
Molecular function (GO): heme binding; oxidoreductase activity, acting on paired donors, with incorporation or reduction of molecular oxygen; iron ion binding
Source: RefSeq, a predicted model, not a curated record